UACAAAUCUCUCUCUUUCCUAAGCUUACUAAACCCAUAGUUAGAAAGAGAAAAUAAACUUUAACAAAAUAAAAGAUGGAGAAUGUGGGAAGUAGAGUGAUAGAGCCACUAAUAGUGGGAAGAGUGGUAGGAGAUGUUCUUGAUUUCUUCACUCCAACAAUUAAAAUGAGUGUGAGUUACAGCAAGAAGCAAGUCUCCAACGGCCACGAGCUUUUCCCUUCCUCUGUAUCCUCCAAGCCUAGGGUUGAGAUCCAUGGUGGUGAUCUUAGAUCCUUCUUCACCUUGGUGAUGACAGACCCUGAUGUUCCAGGUCCUAGUGACCCCUUUCAAAAAGAACACCUGCAUUGGAUCGUCACUAACAUCCCCGGUACAACAGACGCUACAUUUGGAAAAGAGGUGGUGAGCUAUGAGUUGCCAAAGCCAAGCAUAGGGAUACACAGGUUCGUGUUUGUUCUGUUCAAGCAGAAGCAAAGACGUGCUGUCUUCCCAAAUAUCCCUUCGAGAGAUCACUUCAACACUCGUAAAUUUGCGAUCGAGCAUGAUCUUGGUCUCCCUGUCGCAGCUGUCUUCUUUAACGCCCAGAGAGAAACCGCAGCUCGCAGACGUUAAAUUACAUUAUUUUCCAUCAAAUGCAAAAACAACAAAAAAGUAAUAACAUAAGGAUGAAAGAAUGUAAGAAAAAAAAAUGUAACCAUGUUUAUUUCUGUUCUAAAUUUCCGUACUUUGAAUAAAGACUGACAGAGAUUAGUUGAACCGAAAAAA
This is a messenger RNA of Thlaspi arvense, 761 nucleotides long. Lineage: Eukaryota; Viridiplantae; Streptophyta; Magnoliopsida; Brassicales; Brassicaceae. The record is from the annotation of a GenBank genome assembly.